Molecule: messenger RNA, 2229 nt
Organism: Venustampulla echinocandica
Lineage: Eukaryota; Fungi; Ascomycota; Leotiomycetes; Helotiales; Pleuroascaceae
Exons: 1
Coding region: 1-2229 (742 amino acids)
Source: RefSeq, a predicted model, not a curated record
AUGGGGGGACGAACUCAUAUGGAACUCGCGCUUUCUGCGGGUGGUCACAGUACUGGUGACCGUCAAGAUGAUAAGGAUUCUGGCUCGAAAAAGAAGGUUGUUGAGGGACAACAAUGCCCAGCCUCUCAUUUGUCAAAAGAAGACGGCUCAGGGGGACAGCCUCUACUCACUGGCCCUAAGUUAGAGGUUCAGCAAAACCUCUUGACCCGCCACAAAUCUAGGAAGGAGAAGCGCCUGGCUCUAGGCGACCAGUCCAACAAGGAGGCUUAUAUAAUCCAGUCUACGAGUAGCGUGGAGCAUCAGGGUAUUGUCCGGCCUCCUAGUGUUUCCCAUCCUGGUGUGUUGGCCAGUUUGGCCCAGCCUGGCAGCGCUGACCGAUCCCCUGGCAGCGUUGACAUGUCUCCUAGGGUGGCCCUUCCUGGCGAUGUCGACUGGUCCCCUGGUGCCUAUGGUGUGGUGCUACCUGGCGGCGGUCGGUCUCCUGGUCAUGAUUACGUCUCUUCGGAUCGUAAAUCAGCAGAGCCGCCAGGUUCGAAUUCUCGAACUGAUAGCGUCAGCCCUUCUUCCUCGGAAUCAUCAUCCAAUCCGAUCUAUCAUCUAUGGAAUUUUGAUUGGUGCAUGUCGCAUCGGUCAUGGCUAGCUCGACAAUAUAAACAACUCCUAGCCAACUAUUUUUUCAGAUGCUCGACUUGGAUGCUGGGUUUGAUACUGAAUUGGAUUUUAACGUCAACCAUCGCGCUUAUGAUUGGUUAUAGCAUGUUCUACAUAACAUGGGUUUUGUUGGCGAUAGUUUUAUCAAGGAUACCUGUUAUUGGGCCAUUGGCCCUUGGUGUGAUGCGCUUCUUCGAAGGGCUUCUUCUCAACCUGUUCCCGCAGGGCCCAACGGCCACCGGAACAGAUACAGCAUGGCAUUUAUCAUUCUGGAAAUUCAACCCGUGGUCAUAUUUUAGUUCGACUAGCAGCAACAAUAUCACCGGUCUCGGUACUCUUUCCCCGCCCAUCGGCUUUGACGGAAUCGACAAUGCCAUAAAUGCUACAAGACGACUCUCACAACUUGGCCUUCAUAUGCUACCAAUCUCCGCAAUCCUCCGCUACUCCUCUAUGAGUUUGAUUGGAGCUGGCGAUAUAAUCAGUUCAUCCAAUGUUUACGAGAGGGUAAAACUGAUGAAAGCUUAUGAGAAUCUCCAGAAUGACACCAGUAUUCUUGCAAGCACCCUGGCGAGCUAUGACUCAAAGGCCAAAAAUAUGAUCUAUGAGACAGAAUGGAGACUCGAUACCACGCUUUCACAUAUCGAAACCCUCAUCAGCGACUUAAACUUUACUCCCUGGUCAACAUACAUAUUCCCUCUUUCAACGGUUGGCUUAAUCGCUUGUAUCGGUGCCCCUUUCCUUGCCCAUCCUAUAUCUCCUCGACCUGCGUCUUGCGCUGCCUCCAUCAUCGCAUCCGCUCAUAGUUACUGCCUCGCAUCUUCUGGAUCUUCUUCCGGAAACUACCCUUGGUGCCCCUCGAUCCUUACUAUCUACUCUACCAACCCAUCCAACGCUGAAUCCGCAAUACUCACCGACAAAGCCGAAGGCAUCACAGUUGAGUUCUACAAGCUCUUCGAUACACUUGAUCUCUACAUCAAAGAGCUCCUAGAUAUCGCUGAGCUUGCACUCGAAAAAUCCAACAGCGUAUCAGAUCAAUACUCUCAAGCCAACCGCAUCCGCCUCGAGGGUCAUAGCAUAGUGGCAAUCGAAAUCAACGCCAUGCAGAUCAAAGCAGCUGAGACACCAAGCUGGGCCGGUUGGUUGAAAGGCCAAAAGUCAGCUGGCUUGCCUCUCAAAGAUAAAUUCCACCUCGCGUCACUGGAACGGCAAGAGUUCAAUCUAAAGCAGCUAAAGGCAGCUCAUCAUAGCGCACAUACUAGUCUCACGAUAGCUAUCGGGAUUCUAGAGGAUCUGAAGUCAAAGCAAGAGGAUAUGAUGCGAGGAGUUCAGGGUGUUCGCCUGUUAGGUAGAAGUGGAGAGAGGGAGUGGAGUGUUUUGAUUGGUGAAAUCAAGAGGAUGAGGCCGCUUGUAGUAGAGUUAGCUACGCUAGGAAACUAUGCAAACAGGGAGAGUACAAGACUGAGGCAGGAAUGGAGGAGAAAGUUUUCGGACUGCAUAGAGGAGGAAAAGGCGAAGGAGACGCGGGAGUGGAGUGGAUGGGAGGACUGUUUCUUUAAGGGUUUGCGAGGCGGAGAUUGA